Molecule: messenger RNA, 2007 nt
Organism: Daktulosphaira vitifoliae (grape phylloxera)
Lineage: Eukaryota; Metazoa; Arthropoda; Insecta; Hemiptera; Phylloxeridae
Exons: 12
Coding region: 81-1805 (574 amino acids)
Source: RefSeq, a predicted model, not a curated record
UAAUAUAACGAAUGUGAUUUGGAUACAAAACAAGAUCGUGUCCGCUCGCAGAAUUAGUGCAUAUAGUCCAUCUCGGGUCCAUGUCCAAACGAUUACGCUGCGAAAAGCCGUUUGACAACGUUCUCCGUCGCACUAAGACAAUGAGCACUUACUACUUGUAUUUUUUUACAAUUUUGUUUUCCGUAACACGUACUACUCGCUCUGAAAAUGAAUUAUUGACACGCACUCACACUUCUAAAUCAGAAUCACUCCCUUACAUGCUCCGAGUAUGUCAUCGAAGUGAUCCAAACUUAAACGAUUGCGUAAAAGAAUCUAUUGAAGAACUUAGACCAUACUUGGCUGAGGGAAUACCGGAAUUAUUUAUACCAUCAUGCGAACCUUUAUUCAUACCCGAAGUCGUUAUGAAUCAAGGCAAUAAGGGCAGUGUGAGUGUCCAAUCCAUUUACCGUAAUAUUCGUGUGUAUGGGCCAAGUCAAUUCGUAUUAAAAAGUGUCAAAGUGGAUCUUGAAAAAGAAAAAAUUCGUAUUAAAGUAUGGUUACCAUUCUUGCGUAUGACUGCUGAUUACUCCAUCGAAGGCAGAAUUCUUAUGCUGCCAAUAUCUGGAGCUGGGCUCAGCGAAGGAAAUUACACAAACAUCGAAGCUAACGUAGUUGUGCAAGCCAACACUAUCCAAUUGAAAGGGAAAAAACAUUUUAAUGUUCAAGAUGUGGCCAUUGAUUUCCAAAUCGGUCAUGCAAGCAUUUACCUCAGUGAUUUAUUCGAUGGCGACACGGAACUCGGUGAUGCAAUGAAUACUUUCUUAAAUGACAAUUGGAGACACGUUGCCCAAGAGUUCAAACCAAUUCUAGAAGAAACAAUCGGUGAUUUGUUUAAAAAGUUUGCAAAUAAAUUGUACCAUAAAUUUCCGAAAGAUGAUAUUCUUCCAGUUAAACCUGAUGAACCAAUGAAAUUGCCCUACCAGUUUUUACAUUAUUAUUUUUUUAUUAUUAACGAUUUUCAAUCAAACAUAGUUAUGUUUCUUAUAUCCGCCGCAGUUUUAUGUGUGGCAGUUAUAGAAACUACCACUGCAAAUAAUUUCACAUACAAAUCUUCACAAGAUUCAACACCACCUCUUCAAACUGCUCCUAUAUGGUUAAAGUCAUGCAAGACAAAAGAUCCAAAUUUAGAUGAAUGUAUAAAACUCACUUUUGAAACGAUGUUUCCAUACUUGGCAAAAGGUAUACCUGAAAUUGAAACUCUACCAUUUGAACCAUUACAUAUUGAUAAGGUGGCUCUAACCAAAGUACAAGGUGCUGUAAUGCUUUAUGGUGCUUUUACUAAUCUCACUGUUCGUGGUCCAAGUAAUACAACUGCGCUUUACACCAAAAUGAAUUUGAAUAAACGACGUUUGGAUAUUGGAUUAUUUAUACCAACCAUUAAAGUAGAAUCAAAAUACGAUCUCAAAGGAAACAUUCUUCUUUUGCCAUUAGUCGGUGUAGGCGACGCAAAACUGUUUUUGAAGAACGUGACGACACAUGUAUAUAUAAAUAUCGACUUCAUAAAAAACAUGAACGAAACUGUAAUGUUGGCAAACAGCAUGAAAGUGGAUUUUAGUUUGACUUCCUUGCGUAUCAAUCUAGAUAACUUAUUCAAUGGCAACAAAGUUUUGGGUAGAACAGUAAAUACGUUUUUGAAUCAAAACUCCUUACAAGUCGUAGAAGAUCUGAAAGAAAAUAUCGGUGAAAAUCUUUCAGUAAUAUUUAAAAAAAUUAUGAACGAUGCAUUUAGUCAUAUACCCACAAAGUUAUGGUUAUUAGAUGAUUAGAUGUUUAUUUAUAUAAUCUAAAAUAUUGUACAUAAUUUUUAUAUCUUAUUAUAGCGAUAAAUUGUCUUGAGUAGAACGUUAAAUUAUGCCACCUAUCGUAUAAAUAUUUUUGAAGCAUCAUGUUACUAUUUGUGUAAUUUUAACUGUAUGUAUUAUUUUUGUGAUAUUACAUAAAUUAUUAAUAAAUAUAUCAGAUUUAUAA